Molecule: messenger RNA, 1347 nt
Organism: Cadophora gregata
Lineage: Eukaryota; Fungi; Ascomycota; Leotiomycetes; Helotiales; Ploettnerulaceae
Exons: 5
Coding region: 1-1347 (448 amino acids)
Biological process (GO): transmembrane transport
Cellular component (GO): membrane
Molecular function (GO): myo-inositol:proton symporter activity
Source: RefSeq, a predicted model, not a curated record
AUGAUCUCGAGCGAGGUGUGGAGAGUGGCAGGCGACACUGUCAACACCUCUCAUCUCGAGGGUGAGAAGACGUCAUACACUGCACCAGAGCGCCAUGAUAGCACUGCCGGCGGACGUCGUCAAUCAGUUGCGCUCAACAUUGUCGAAAACCCGCUGAAGCGUUUUUCCCGCGAGGAGACAUAUGCCAAUGCCCAAGCUUUUGCCCAGGAACAUGGCAUGCCCGAACAUUCCGACCUCUUCGGACGAGCCGCCCUCGUUGCACGCGAUGGCCAGAGAUUCGAGAUGGUCCACGAGCUCAAGGACGACGAGCGCGCGGCGCUGAUUUACGAGAGAGAUCAUAAGUGGCACGGAUCGAAGAUGCUGUGGUACUCGAUCUCAUUGUGCGCUGUCGGGGCUGCAACUCAAGGAUGGGAUCAGACAGGUUCCAAUGGAGCCAAUUUGUCUUUCCCUGAGGAGUUCGGUAUCAAUAAUCCUGGUCGCGACGAGUGGAUUGUGGGUGUCGUCAAUGCCAUCAUUUUCUUGACUGCUGGUCUCGUUGGUGCUUUCAUUGUCGAUCCUCUUAAUCACUACCUAGGUCGACGAGGAGAAAUCUUCGUAACUGCCCUAUGUCUUACAGCUACCCCGAUCUGGUCUGGAUUCGCCAAGUCAUGGCAAGAAUUAUUUGCAGCACGUUUCAUCAUGGGUAUCGGCAUUGGAGCGAAAAAUGCGACUGUUCCUAUUUACUCAGCUGAAAUGGCACCUGCUAGGAUUCGCGGAGCGCUGGUUAUGUUUUGGCAAUUGUGGGUUGUCGCUGGUAUUUUCCUGGGUUUCUGCGCCAACGUUAUUGUCAAAGAUACUGGCCGUAUCGCCUGGCGUCUUCAACUCGGCUCAGCGUUCAUUCCCUCUUUUAUCCUCGCCGUCGGAAUCUUCUUCUGCCCAGAAUCUCCCAGAUGGCUCAUGAAGCACGGCAAGAUUCGCCAAGGAUAUCAGUCGAUGGCUAAGCUCCGUGCUCAUCCUAUCAUUGGCGCUAGAGACUUCUACUACUCAUACAUCAUCUAUGUGGAAGAGAUGAAGGUUGCUGGUGGACUUGGAUACUUCGCCCGUUUGGCCGAUUGCUUCCGCAUCCCAAGAAUUAGACGCGCAAACUAUGGUGCUUCGACCGUCAUGCUUGCUCAGCAGAUGUGCGGCAUCAACAGCAAGUUGUCCCCUUCAAAUUUCGCCCAACGUGCCAUUAACAUUGUACAGUUAUCUCGUUCUACAGCUCGACCAUCUUCAAGGAGGCCGGUUAUACUGAUACCCAAGCUUUGUAUGCCUCUCUCGGAUAUGGCGCAGUUCAAGUCGUUUUCACCAUUCCCACCCUGUUCCUGA